GGUCUGGUCUGGUCUAUGUCUCUCUGGUGGUGAGGUGCCGCCAAGCAGGUGGUCCUUCUAGGAACCAGCUGCAACGUUGACAGGCGUAUGUGGCCCUGCUAUCCGGAAGGUUCCUUCCAUGAGUGACAGGCACCCUCUGUGAUCUCACUCCCCUACAAGGACAGAUGCAGGCUGUGGCAUUGGACACCCGGGCGGCCCACCUCUCACCGCCCCUUUCUACGCUUCCCCCGUAUACUGAAGAGAGCGAUCUUUCUGGAACCUUCUGAAUGGAUGUCUCGAGAAAAGCAUGCCCGAGGUAUAAAAAGAGAGAAGCCGGCCGGCAUCUUUGCAGAAGGAGUGAGAGAACAUCUACCAGAACACCAAGGACUAUUCCCAGCAGAGCUAUUAUACUGAGGCUUUUCUGAAGUGAUCCAUUCCAAGUGAAAAGAUGCCAGAGGCCAAGAACGUCAUGGCAGAGGAGGUGGAGACCUUUGCCUUCCAGGCAGAGAUUGCCCAGCUGAUGUCCCUGAUCAUCAACACUUUCUACUCAAACAAAGAAAUCUUCCUCAGGGAACUCAUCUCCAACUCCUCAGACGCCUUGGACAAGAUUAGAUACGAAAGCUUGACAGACCCCAGCAAACUUGAAUCAUGCAAGGAGCUGAAAAUUGACAUCACCCCUGAUCUGCAUGCAAAGACCCUUACACUCACAGACACUGGCAUCGGCAUGACCAAGGCCGACCUCAUCAAUAACCUGGGCACCAUCGCCAAGUCUGGCACCAAGGCCUUUAUGGAGGCUCUGCAGGCUGGAGCUGACAUCUCCAUGAUCGGACAGUUUGGUGUCGGUUUCUACUCCGCCUACCUGGUGUCAGAGAGGGUGACGGUCAUCACCAAGCACAACGAUGAUGAGCAGUACAUCUGGGAGUCUGCUGCUGGGGGCUCUUUCACUGUCAAAGUUGAUACCGGUGACUCCAUUGGUCGUGGCACCAAAGUCAUUCUUCACCUGAAAGAUGACCAGACAGAAUACACUGAGGAGAAACGCGUCAAGGAGACUGUGAAGAAGCACUCCCAGUUCAUUGGCUACCCCAUCACACUUUAUGUUGAGAAACAAAGAGAGAAGGAAGUUGACCUAGAAGAAGGUGAGAAGAUCGAAGAGGUGGACACAGCAGAGGAGAAAGACAAGCCUCAGAUUGAGGAUUUGGGAGCUGAUGAGGACGAGGACACCAAGGACAGCAAAAACAAGAGGAAGAAGAAGGUGAAGGAAAAGUACAUUGACAUCCAGGAGCUGAACAAGACCAAACCACUCUGGACCCGUAACCCUGACGACAUCACCACCGAGGAGUAUGGAGAGUUUUACAAGAGUCUGACCAAUGACUGGGAGGACCACCUGGCUGUCAAGCACUUCUCAGUGGAAGGACAGCUGGAGUUCAGGGCUCUGUUGUUUGUGCCCAAAAGAGCUUCCUUUGACCUCUUUGAGAACAAGAAGAAGAGGAACAACAUUAAGCUGUACGUGCGCAGAGUCUUCAUCAUGGACAACUGCGAAGAGCUGAUUCCAGAGUAUCUGAACUUCAUCAAGGGUGUGGUGGACUCUGAGGAUUUGCCCCUGAACAUCUCCAGAGAGAUGCUGCAGCAGAGCAAGAUCCUGAAGGUCAUCCGCAAGAAUCUGGUCAAGAAGUGCAUGGACCUCUUCACCGAACUGUCCGAGGACAAGGACAACUACAAAAAGUACUACGAGCAGUUCUCCAAGAACAUCAAGCUGGGCAUCCACGAGGACGCUCAGAACAGGAAGAAGCUGUCUGACCUGCUGCGCUACUUCACGUCCAACUCGGGUGAUGAUGUGGUGUCUCUGAAGGAUUACGUGUCCCGUAUGAAGGAAAACCAGAAGCACAUUUACUACAUCACUGGUGAGACAAAGGAACAGGUGGCCAACUCUGCCUUUGUGGAGCGCCUCCGCAAAGCUGGCCUGGAGGUGAUCUACAUGAUUGAGCCCAUUGAUGAGUACUGUGUCCAGCAGCUGAAGGAGUACGAUGGCAAGAACCUUGUGUCUGUGACCAAGGAGGGCCUGGAGCUGCCUGAGGAUGAGGAUGAUAAGAAGAAUCAGGAAGAGCUGAAGAUCAAAUUUGAGAACCUGUGCAAGAUCAUGAAAGACAUCCUGGACAAAAAAAUUGAGAAGGUAACGGUGUCCAACCGUUUGGUGGGUUCCCCCUGCUGCAUUGUGACCAGCACGUACGGCUGGACGGCCAACAUGGAGAGGAUCAUGAAGUCUCAAGCCCUGAGGGACAACUCCACCAUGGGCUACAUGACGGCCAAGAAGCACCUGGAGAUCAACCCCACGCACCCCAUCGUCGAGACCCUUAGGGUAAAAGCAGAGGCUGACAAGAACGACAAAGCAGUGAAGGACCUGGUGAUCCUGCUGUUCGAGACCGCCCUGCUCUCCUCUGGGUUCACGCUAGAAGACCCACAGACACACGCCAAUCGCAUCUACAGGAUGAUCAAGCUUGGCCUUGGUAUCGAUGAUGAUGAUGCCAUCGAUGACCUUCCCCAGCCCAGCGAGGAAGACAUGCCUGUUCUGGAGGGUGACGAGGAGGAUACCUCCAGAAUGGAGGAAGUUGAUUAAGACAAUUGUAAAUGGCCAAUGCGUUUAUUUUAUUUUAUGUUAUUUUAUGUAAGUUUAAUAUUUGCUUUGGCAACACAUUGUAUGUUUCACAAGACUGUCCUUGUGUAAUAUUUGUCCAAAUAGAAUUUAGAUAGCCACUCAUCAUUAAGACAUCAUCCAAAACAUGAUUUUUUUUUUUUAAUGUCAUGUCUUAUAUUUCUUUUUUUAUCAAAGUACUGAGAUUUAUAAUAAAAUAUAUUUAACUCGUGUAAUGUAUGUAUUUUUACUGACCAUUUUCUCAAGUAGAUGUUCUGCAUUGUAUAUCCUAUACGGAUUUUCUUGCACGUGCGCUAUCACGGCCACUUCUGUUCAUUGCUUCGUCAACAUUGUGACACAUUGAUUUAACCAGAAUAUUCUUCUGAGAACCGUGUGGGUGCAUAGAGUUUAUGGAGGCGGUGCCCAAACUAUGUCAAGACACACCCCUUAGAAAAUCCUUAACUGCUGUUAGAUAGGAAAAGGGCGUGGGGUGGUUGCGUGAUUGACAAGGAUUUCUUCUCUCUUUGGUGACGCCCUGCCGGUAGGGAUGAAUUGAGAAGAUUCCAGACGGUUCUGGAAGCUGAGUUUCUCGAACACUCUGAGGGGCGGUAUAAAACCGGCCAUAUGACAUUCUCAUCAUUGUUGAUAGCGAAGGUUAGCAACCUUACCUCGGCUUGGCAAGACGGCUGCAGAGGGUGACGAAAGCAAUUUGAAAGAAUAAGUUGUUCUUUGGUGGUGGUUUAAGGGA
Molecule: messenger RNA, 3356 nt
Organism: Clupea harengus (Atlantic herring)
Lineage: Eukaryota; Metazoa; Chordata; Actinopteri; Clupeiformes; Clupeidae
Gene: hsp90aa1.1
Product: heat shock protein 90 alpha family class A member 1, tandem duplicate 1
Biological process (GO): protein folding
Molecular function (GO): ATP-dependent protein folding chaperone; ATP hydrolysis activity; ATP binding
Source: RefSeq, a predicted model, not a curated record